AAAGCCUUGGAGCACUGACCGAUUUUUGAUUCGAGCGGAAACUGAAGAUAGAUUGCUAUCCUAUUCGAAGACUGGUCAAAGCCAGUUGAUUCUGCUGUUGGAGACAUUUGUUGAGUGGGAGGACAUGGGAGGCAGAAAGGAGGUAGUGUGCAGGCUCGCUCAUAUGUCCAACUCUUCCAGGCAGUUUCUACCUCACACGCCGCUAAACAGACUCAGGCUCCGACUGACCCGCAGCCCCCUCAGUAGUUUGCGAUCCAAAUCAAGCUACCGAGUUACCAACAGGAGCCCCAGUCCCUCCGAGAUGAACGGUAAGCCCUGGGCCAGGCCAAGCUACCAGGACCAAGCUGCAGCGGAACACACACAGGACAAAUGUACAGCGUCCCACCAGGAACCACAACAGCAGCACCCUGACAAACUGUGUCUGGACUCCUUCUGGAGUGAGGUGGAGACCAUACGCAGCCAAGAUAGCGGUUACAUUGACCUUGACACUGACAGCGCCAGUCGAGACUCCAGACACUCUGAAGAGGGGGAGCAAGAGGAGCAGUGGCUCCAGGAUGCAGGUCUGUCCACUCUGAUAAGACAGCAGCAGCAGAGACCAGACAGAGACAGAGACCGGGAACAGGACAGGGAAGACCAGGAUGUUGACCAGGCCAUCCUACUGUCCACUCUGACCCGUACGCAGGCCGCAGCCGUCCAGAGGAGGCUCGAUUCCUACACCCUGUCCCUGAGGAAGAGGAACAAACCCCCGCCGCGCGACGUCAGGGAUGUCUUUAGGUCGUCACCCUCCUCCAUCGCUCAGACGCCUCUACCAGAGUCUCAAGACCCUGAGCCGAUAGAACCUAGCGCAUCUAUAUCAUCUAUACCAGAGGACAGCAUGGAGACUAUCACCAAGACCCUACUACAAGAGGUCAGCUUGGAGCAGCAGCAUGGAGAAGAUCCUAAAGAGGAUACCUUCAUCACAGACGUGGCGUACUGUGAACAGGCGGCCAUCUUGUUGAAACAGGCCAUGCUGCCACAGAUACAGAACAACGGCCGGAAGAGGAAGGAGGACGGAACACUGCCUAGGAUGACCUGCCCUCAGUGUCGUCUGGGUGUGACUCGUAUCCAGGACCUGUCCAAUCAGGACAUGAAGAAAGUUCGUCAGCUGGCCCUCAUCGAAAUGACAGCGCUCUGCGACCUGCUGGAGCUCGACGUGAAGAGACACAAAACCUGCAAGAGGAAGAUACUAGAGAGUGCCCUGUAUGGGGUUCCCCUGGCCACGCUGUUGGAGAAUGAUCAGAAAGUCAGGCCCACGGCCACCACUCCUCUCAUCCUGCAGGCGCUGCUCUCUUUCCUGGAGAAGAGAGGAGUAGACUCAGAAGGCAUUCUGCGGGUUCCAGGCUCUCAGUCCAGAAUCAAGAAGUUGCAGCAGGAUCUGGAGCAGAACUUCUACAGUGGAGGAUUCAGUUGGGAAGAGGUCAGCCCUAACGACGCUGCCGCGUUGGUGAAGAAGUUUAUUCGAGAGCUGCCAUCUCCACUGCUCACCACAGAGCUCCUCAACACAUUCAGCGCCGUCAGGGACAUCCCUGAGCUGAAACAGAAGCUACAUGUUCUGAACCUUCUCAUUCUCCUUCUGCCUGAACCCAACAGAAACACACUAAAGGCUCUGUUGGAGUUUCUGAGUAAGGUGGUGUCCAGAGAGAGGAGGAACCGCAUGAACCUGUGGGCCGUGUCCACCAUCAUGGCCCCUAACCUGUUCCUCCACAAAGCCGUGCCCUCCCGCCUCACUGACGGGGGGCCAGGGGUGGAAAAGGGACAGGCCGAGAAGGCUGCUGACAUCAUGAGGCUCCUCAUACGCUACCAGGACUUGCUCUGGACUAUCCCGAACUUCCUGAUGAGCCAGGUGCGAAAACUGAAUGAGAACCGGAACCGGAGGUACCAGUUCUACGACCGACGCAUCAAGAACCUGUUGAGGAAAAUACACCAGGACAGCAAGGACAAACCUGACAAGAACUCAUCAGAGCAGCCGUGUCGUACAGUGAAGAUCCAGGUGGGAGAUCUGAUGAGCAGCACCAUGGAGGUGCAGGUUAACAUCAGCUCUACGGCUUCAGACCUGCUGGCUCAGUUCCACAGGCACCUCUGCAGCUCCGAGAACACCAAGAGGAACGGUUCGGUAUCCCACCCGGACUGUGCCAUCUAUGAAGUGGGAGGAAAUAUCGGUGAACACUGCCUAGACCCAGAGACCCAUCUCCUGGACCUGUACAACACCAACCCCAGUGGGGAGUGGGUCAUCAAACUGAAACCACUGGUCACCGCCAGGGGGCUGCACCAAUAAGAGACAGCCGCAGGCAAAGGGAGAGACCAGUAGGGAUCUUCAAGAGCCAGCCAGAGGAGGAGGGAGACCAGGAGGAGGAAGCUGCUGCUGCUGUUAAAAAAACAAACCACCUCAAGACUGAGCCCUCUCUCCCCCUUUCCUCUGCUCAAUGCAGGGGAGACCAGACUAGGAGGUGCAAAGCAGAGAGAGAGACAGAAAGGGAGAGCUACUGCUCAAAAACACUCCACCUCCACACCUUCAGAUGGAAGAGAGGCUGAGGCUGCUUCUUGGCUUGUCAGCUCUCAGCCAAUCACCUCCCAGCACCCGCAGGAACCCAGAUGGGGAUCUGAUGCACCGCUGCUUA
Molecule: messenger RNA, 2657 nt
Organism: Salvelinus sp. IW2-2015
Lineage: Eukaryota; Metazoa; Chordata; Actinopteri; Salmoniformes; Salmonidae
Product: rho GTPase-activating protein 40
Biological process (GO): regulation of actin filament polymerization; signal transduction; regulation of small GTPase mediated signal transduction
Cellular component (GO): cytoplasm
Molecular function (GO): GTPase activator activity
Source: RefSeq, a predicted model, not a curated record